Molecule: messenger RNA, 3043 nt
Organism: Solanum verrucosum
Lineage: Eukaryota; Viridiplantae; Streptophyta; Magnoliopsida; Solanales; Solanaceae
Product: phosphatidylinositol 4-phosphate 5-kinase 9-like
Exons: 14
Coding region: 71-3043 (990 amino acids)
Biological process (GO): phosphatidylinositol metabolic process
Molecular function (GO): GTP binding; GTPase activity; phosphatidylinositol kinase activity
Source: RefSeq, a predicted model, not a curated record
GUGCUUUAGCUAGUGAGGGAAUCUUGUCCUCUUCCAUCCAAUAUAAAACUGAAACUUCUUGGAAUUUUGCAUGUCUGGCUCUGUGGCUAUUGUUGAUAGCAUUGGAAAAACACUUUCUUUGUCAGAUAGGACAAAGUCUCUCGACGCUGUGUUAAUUAAUGAAAAUAACCGCUCUAGUAAAUGGACAAAUAGAGAAGUCAAUCAUACUUCUGAAAGCACCAGCUUUAGAAUUAGGGAUCUCUUCUUACCAAAUGGGGACUCGUAUUCUGGAUCUCUGCUGGGAAACAUACCUGAGGGUUCAGGAAAGUAUGUCUGGUCUGAUGGUAGUCGGUAUGAGGGUGAGUGGAGACAUGGAAUGAGGCACGGGCAUGGGAAACUAGAGUGGCCUACUGGUGCUGUAUAUGAUGGUGAAUUUUCAGGUGGCUAUAUGCAUGGUGACGGAAUGCAUAUUGCUCCUGAUAAAGUGACUUAUAGGGGACGCUGGCGGUUCAAUCUCAAACAUGGUUUAGGGUAUCAAUUGUAUCCCAAUGGAGAUUUUUUCAAAGGGUCAUGGAUUAGAGGAACCCCUGAAGGACGUGGUAAGUAUAAAUGGGCGAAUGGGAAUGUCUACGUGGGUAAUAUGAAGGGAGGGACAUUAUCUGGAAAAGGAUCUCUCACUUGGAUCAAUGGAGAUUCAUAUGAAGGAAGAUGGUUAAAUGGUAUGAUGCACGGUCUUGGUGCAUAUACUUGGAGAGAUGGUGGCUGUUAUAUUGGAACAUGGACACAUGGACUAAAAGAUGGAGAGGGAACAUUUUAUCCUAGCGGUAGCAGACUUACGGCUGGUCAGGAAUUUUACCUCAAUGCUUUGAGAAAACAAGGAUUAUUGCCAGAUUUGAGAAAACAAAAACGAGUCUCGCAUAUUUAUCAUUCCUCUUCAGUAGAUACAGAAAAUGUCAAAGUAAGUGGAAACAAAGGAUCCUCAAGACAUUCAUAUGAUAGGCUUUCAAAGGGGAACAUAUCAAAUCUUGAACAGUCACACCCCACUAAUGUUACUCUGGAAAGACGAUGGAGUCUUGAAGUAGCUAUUGAGAAGGUAAUUGGAAAUGAUAUAGAUGGUGUUGAUACUGGGAACGAUAUGAAUACUCCAAUUUUAGAAAGAGAAUACAUGCAAGGUGUACUAAUCAGUGAGGUUGUCCUAAAUGAUCGAUUCUCACCAGCUAGAAGAGCAGCAAAAAGGAGACAAAGGACACUUGCGAGGGAAUCAAAGAGGCCAGGUGAAGCAAUUAUUAAGGGUCAUAGGCAUUACAAUGUAAUGCUUAGUUUGCAGCUUGGUAUCAGAUACAGUGUGGGGAAAAUUACACCGGGACAAAGGCGAGAAGUGGGAGCUUCUGAUUUUUGUGCCUGUGAGUGCUCUCGGAUGUAUUUUCCGAAAAAAGGAUCUCAACUGACACCUUCUCAUCAAUCAGAAGAUUUCAAAUGGAAAGAUUAUUGUCCAGUGGUUUUCAGGAAUCUGAGGGAAUUGUUCAAGAUUGAUACUGCUGACUACAUGAUGUCCAUCUGUGGAAAUGAUGCACUUAGAGAACUUUCUUCUCCUGGGAAAAGUGGCAGUGUGUUUUUCCUGUCUCAAGAUGGUCGUUUCAUGAUUAAGACAUUACGGAAGUCAGAAGUUAAGGUUCUGCUGCGAAUGCUUCCAAAUUAUCAUCGUCAUGUCAAGGCAUAUGAGAAUACUCUCAUCACUAAAUUCUUUGGUCUUCACAUGAUAAAGCCCUCAAGAGGACAAAUGUUACGCUUUGUAGUAAUGGGAAAUAUGUUCUGCACAGAGUUAAGAAUCCACCGAAGAUUUGAUCUUAAAGGUUCCUCACUUGGACGAUCUGCAAAUAAGGUUGAAAUUGACGAAAACACAAUUCUCAAGGAUCUAGAUUUGAACUACUGCUUUUAUCUAGAGCCUUCUUGGCGGGAAGCUUUACUAAAGCAGAUUGAGAUUGACAGCAAAUUUUUGGAGCAGCAGCACAUAAUGGAUUACAGCCUCUUGUUAGGUGUUCAUUAUAGAGCACCCCAGCAUCUACGAUCUCCCAUCUCGUGCAGUGGAUGUACAGCAACAGAAGGAUUGGGAAUUGUUGCAGAUGAUGAGUCUCCGGAGGAUGAAAUAUCACCCCAAGGCCUUGUUUUAGUCCCUCGUGGUGCAGAUGAUAAUUGUCUAGUAGUGGGUUCUCAUGUCAGAGGCAGACGAUUGCGAGCAUCAUCUGCCACUGGUGACAAGGAAGUGGAUCUCCUCCUCCCUGGGACAGCAAGGCUCCAGAUUCAGCUUGGAGUGAAUAUGCCAGCAAGGGCAGAUCAUAUACCCGGGAAAGGAUUUUAUUGCAUCUUUCUCGGUGGAGCUAGAGAGACUAAGUUUUUCAUUGAUCGAGGGAGAAAGAGAAUGGGAUCAUCAACGGCCACGCAGAGCAGCAGCAGCUAUGAUCUGUCGUUUAAGAUCUUAUUGAUCGGUGACUCAGGAGUGGGGAAGAGCAGCUUGCUCCUCAGUUUCAUUUCUAAUGCUGUUGACGAUAUUACCCCUACCAUUGGUGUCGAUUUUAAAAUCAAGACGCUCACUGUUGGUGGGAAAAGAUUGAAGCUUACCAUUUGGGACACAGCUGGACAGGAGAAGUUCAGGACAUUGACAAGCUCCUACUUCAGAGGUGCUCAGGGGAUCAUUCUUGUUUAUGAUGUGACAAAGAGAGACACAUUCACUAACCUGUAUGAUGUGUGGGCAAAAGAAGUGGAGCUUUAUUGUACUAAUGAGGAUUGUGUUAAGAUGUUGGUCGGAAACAAAGUUGACAGAGAAUCUGAGAGAGCUGUUAGCAGGGAGGAAGGUGUUGCUCUAGCAAAAGAGCUUGGAAGUUUAUUUCUCGAAUGUAGUGCUAAAACUCGCGCAAAUGUAGAACAAUGCUUUGAAGAGCUCACAUUAAAGAUAAUGGAGGUGCCUAGUCUUCUGGAAGAAGGAUCUACUUCAGGGAAGAAAAAUAUAUUAAUACAGAAACAACAACAACAAACAACACAGUCACAGAGUAGUUGUUGCUCAUGA